Messenger RNA from Pestalotiopsis fici W106-1, 1713 nucleotides. RefSeq lists its product as uncharacterized. NCBI's taxonomy places the organism in Eukaryota, Fungi, Ascomycota, Sordariomycetes, Amphisphaeriales, Sporocadaceae. Gene Ontology annotation, molecular function: calcium:proton antiporter activity. The record is from RefSeq and is a predicted model, not a curated record. Gene Ontology annotation, cellular component: fungal-type vacuole membrane. The coding region runs from base 1 to 1713 and encodes 570 amino acids. The transcript is spliced from 2 exons. Gene Ontology annotation, biological process: calcium ion transmembrane transport; intracellular calcium ion homeostasis.
AUGCCGGGUUCUAAUUCAAGUCGACUAGCAUUCAACCUCACCAAGUUCAAGGCCGCCGCCCGGCGCGAGAGCCGCAAGCAUGCAUGGGAGAUUCCCUUCGUUUCAAAGCCAAAUCGCGCAAGCACGACUGGCGAUUUAGAACAAGGCAACAAUACUCAAGACUUGAGACAUAUACAGACUGCACCCGGAAGAAGCAGUAGGACCAACGACGAAAUUGUCGAAAGCCCAUCAUCAGCACAUGGCUCGACCAGUAUUGACCACAAUGGCUCAAUAACGAGGCGCAAAAGCAAAACGCCAAGCGAGAAGGAGACCAAUGGUGGACCUAGCAGCCCAAGGAAUCAGAAGGACGACAAGAAGGAGGAGCCCAAGCUCAUGCUGGGUUUUAUCAGACACGUUGAACCAAAGGAGCCGUAUACUGUCGCCAACCAACUACGAAACACAGUUUUCAACUCCUGGCUCAAUAUUCUCUUCGUCGCCAUCCCCGCUGGAUUCGCCUGUUUCUACGCCGGAGUCGACGGACGUAUUGUAUUCGCUGUCAACUUCAUCGCCAUCAUCCCCCUCGCCGCCCUGCUUAGUUUUGGAACCGAGGAGGUUGCUCUGCGAACUGGUGAGACCAUUGGCGGUCUGAUCAAUGCUACAUUUGGAAAUGCUGUGGAGCUGAUCGUCGCCAUUGAAGCGCUACUCAAGAACGAGAUCGAGGUUGUCAAGACUUCGCUGAUUGGCAGUAUUCUUUCCAACUUACUACUGGUUCUGGGCAUGUGCUUCUUCUUUGGUGGCUUUGGUCGUCAGGUGCAGUACUUCAACAAGACAGUGGCUCAAACUGCCGCCAGUCUGCUCGCUCUGGCCGUGGCUAGUAACAUUAUCCCGACCGUGUUUGCGGAAUAUGUCAGAAAUGACGGAACAAACGGUGAACAGGUCGACAACAGGGAUAUCGCUUCCCUGUCUCGCGGUACCAGCGUUAUUCUCUUGAUCGUCUAUGCUGCUUACCUGGUCUUCCAGCUCAAGACUCACAUUGAAGUUUUCAACGAGCCUUCGCAGAAGGUUGAGAGAACUCCUCUCCGCAAGCGAGCCUCCAAGGAAGGUGUCGAUGCCAUGAUCCAGUCUGCGACCGCUGUUGGCGCCUCGACUGGAGCUGCAUCCUUGAAGGACAAGGACUCUGAACAAAGCCCUCUGGCCCAACUUCGUCGCCACGAGAACACCGAUGACGAGGAAGAGGAGGAAGAGGAGAAGGCCACGCUCGCGGGCUGGGUUGCCAUUCUGACGCUUCUCAUUUCUACGAUUCUGGUCGCCUUCUGUGCCGAGUUCAUGGUUGAGGGUAUCUCUAGCAUUACUGAAAGCGGAGUCAGCGUCGAAUUUGUCGGUCUCAUCCUGCUUCCCAUUGUCGGAAACGCUGCCGAGCACGCCACUGCUGUCACGGUUGCAAUUAAGGACAAGAUGGAUCUUGCCAUUGGUGUCGCUGUGGGCUCUUCGAUGCAGGUUUCGCUAUUCCUGAUCCCCUUCCUUGUCAUUGUUGGCUGGGGCAAGGGUAUCGAGGAUAUGAACCUAGCAUUCGACACCUUCCAGGUGGCAGUCGUUUUCGUGACUGUGCUGCUUGUGAACUACCUGAUUGCUGAUGGCGAGAGUCACUGGCUAGAAGGCUUCCUUUUAAUAUGCCUCUACUUGAUCAUUGCAGUAUGCUCAUGGUGGUAUCCUACCAGCGGCGAUGUCGUAUAG